UCACGACUAUACUGUGUGUUGUUUCAAAAGGCGUUUAUGAUUGACGAUGGUGUUAUUUUUAAUGUGGGUCGUUUCGUACAUCGCCAGUAAUCCGCUUGGAUCAGUUUUGAUUAAGGCGGUUGAGCUAACGUCAAUGCUAAUGUGAUAUUCGCGGUCUCUACAUUGGGAUUUUUUGGGGUUCUCUUUCUUCCAAUUUAUACGUUUUACGUAUUUUACAGUGAUUAUAAACGUGUAUAGCGUUUUUGACAUUUAUUAUCGUUAUCAUUUAUUUUCUGGUAAACCGCGCCGCGCUUGUGUAAAUCAUAGCUAUCGCUUUAGGCGCAUUUAAAGGGACAGCUCACUCCAAAUGAAAUUUCUGUCUUCGUGUACUCCUCUAAACGCUAUUUCAAUGCUUUAUGACUUUCCUCAGUCCGUCGCCAUUCACUCUGUGGAACGAAAGGUGCAAUGCAAGGUUAGUGAGACUGUCUGCUGGAGUGAGUCAGUGUGCCUGGUGUAUGUGUUUCAGAGAAGGCCAUGGCUCGUGGGCAGCAGAAGAUCCAGUCUCAGCAGAAGAACGCAAAGAAAGCAGCCGAGAAGAAGAAAGCUCAAGGGGCGGAUCAGAAGACCGCAGCCAAAGCGGCGCUGGUCCACACGUGUCCCGUCUGCAGGACACAGAUGCCAGACCCCAAGACCUUUAAGCAGCAUUUUGAAAGCAAACACCCAAAAUCUCCAAUGCCUCCUGAGCUGGUGGAUGUUCAAGCCUAAAGGAUGCAAGAAACCAACAUGGACCUAAAACAAGGAGCCCGGGGAAAGGAAUAUGAUUCGAUUCGGCCGACUGACUCGACUUGCUUUAUUUCACAAACAUUGACCAUGGACCACGAUGACAAGGAGAUCUUAGGACGGACUCGAGCACACCAGCGCACACAUAUAUUUUUUGAUAUUUUUAUAUGUGCAUAUCGCUUCCAUCUCUCCCGAGUGUGCUGUGACCUAACCGUCUCAUCGCCAUGUGCUUAAACCUGACAUAUUUAUUCACCGAUGCCCCUCUUCGCAAUACAUCCCUGUAUUUUGAUUUAAAAAUAUGGAUUCGGCGCUGCAGUGUAUAAAGAUGUCUGUGCCCUGUUCUUUUUAACUGUGAACCAAAAUGGGGAAGUGCACCAGCGUGCGUGUUAUAAAUAUUACCGACCAGGAUUGGAAUUGAGAUUCUUUGAUUGACGUGCUCGAAAUGAUCACAGUUGCUGUAAAUUUGGACCUGUUUAAAUAGUCAGAAUAAUGAGUCAGGACCCACGGAUAUGCUUUUGUUACUUUGUUUUCUAAAGUUUUCAAUAAAUGUAUAUGCAUAUAUCUAUA
Molecule: messenger RNA, 1326 nt
Organism: Puntigrus tetrazona (Sumatra barb)
Lineage: Eukaryota; Metazoa; Chordata; Actinopteri; Cypriniformes; Cyprinidae
Product: Zinc finger protein 706-like
Exons: 3
Coding region: 514-744 (76 amino acids)
Source: RefSeq, a predicted model, not a curated record